This is a messenger RNA of Camelina sativa (false flax), 1337 nucleotides long. Its product is annotated as amino acid transporter AVT6E. Gene Ontology annotation, cellular component: membrane. Lineage: Eukaryota; Viridiplantae; Streptophyta; Magnoliopsida; Brassicales; Brassicaceae. The record is from RefSeq and is a predicted model, not a curated record. Gene Ontology annotation, biological process: amino acid transmembrane transport. Gene Ontology annotation, molecular function: L-amino acid transmembrane transporter activity.
GCUCGUUAGAUUUGCCGUUCUUUACAAGUCCAGAUCUUACGGCGAGGUUGUUCAAUCCGCGUUGGGCAAAACCGCUAGGGUUUUGUCUGAGAUUUGUAUCAUUGUCAACAACGGUGGCGUUCUCGUUGUUUAUCUCAUUAUUAUGGGGGACGUCAUGUCUGGCUCUCUUCAUCACAUUGGGGUUUUGGAUCAAUGGUUAGGGAAUGGUUUCUGGGAUCACCGUAAAGUUUUGGUUUUGAUUGUUAUGGUCAUCUUCUUGGCUCCUCUCUGUGCUUUGAACAAGAUUGAUUCCUUGAGCGUUACAUCAGCUGCUUCUGUUGCUCUUGCUGUUGUCUUUGUGGUUGUCUGUUUUGCUGUCGCCACCAUUAAGCUCAUCGAAGGAACCAUCGACCCUCCUAGGAUGACUCCUGAUUUUGGUUCCAAAAAGGCAAUCUUGGACCUUCUUGUUGUCAUUCCCAUUAUGUCCAACGCUUACGUUUGUCACUUCAAUGUCCAGCCGAUCUAUAACGAGCUCGAAGGUCGAUCACCUCAUAAGAUGAACCGAGUUGGGAGAAUCACGACAGCCAUUUGUGUUGUCGUCUAUGCUUCAACUGCUAUAUCGGGUUAUCUCCUCUUCGGCCAGGACACCGAAUCAGACAUCUUGACCAACUUUGAUCAAGAUCUCGGUAUCCGUUUCAGCUCUGCGGUGAACUACAUUGUCAGAAUCGGCUACAUUCUACAUCUAGUACUCGUCUUCCCCGUGAUCCAUUUCUCCUUGAGAGAAACCGUCAAUACCUUACUGUUUGAAGGAUCGCCUCCUCUAUCCGAAAGCAAAAAGAGAUCAUUUGGGCUUACUGUGGUCUUGCUGGCUCUUAUUUACAUUGGCUCAACGAUGAUCCCAAAUAUAUGGACAGCUUUCAAAUUCACAGGCGCAACAUCAGCAGUUUCGCUUGGUUUUACAUUCCCUGCUCUUAUCGCAUUACGGUUAGGGAAACAGAGCAAUACAUUAAGCCUCGUUGAAAGAUCUGUGUCGUGGUUGAUGCUAAUCUUGGCCAUUGUGGUCAGCAUUGUUGGAACCCUUGGCAAUAUAUACAGCCUCAGGAGCAAAUCAGAUUGAUACUAUUAGCAAGUUUUUUUUUCCAGGAUCUUGUAGAUUUUUAUACAAAUCAAAGAUUCUCAGUCCAAUACCGAACCGGAAAUCUUCAGUUUUGCGACAGCUACAUGCAGCACCUUUAGGAUCUCUCAAUCAAUGGCGUUUGGUUCAGACUAAAGCCUAAAAGAUUUUCGGUUUGUGAAUUCUAUGUAUACGAACCAGAUUCUUAUGAUAUAUUAUUAUAUGUAUACGCAUUUUUUCUGUU